This is a messenger RNA of Cornus florida, 873 nucleotides long. RefSeq names its product endochitinase A1-like. The transcript is spliced from 4 exons. Lineage: Eukaryota; Viridiplantae; Streptophyta; Magnoliopsida; Cornales; Cornaceae. The coding region runs from base 1 to 873 and encodes 290 amino acids. The record is from RefSeq and is a predicted model, not a curated record.
AUGAAGGAAUAUGGGUUGAAGCAGUCGUGGACUAAAUUUGGGAUUAACAUUCCGUUUUAUCAUAAUAUCGAGCUGUUGUCUUUGUUGAAAAAUGAUGAAGUUCUGAUCCUGAAAAACUCUGAGAAGUUAGUUUUAUACAACAUAAGAGAGAGAACACACAGGGAUCUUAGAUUUCAGGACAUCCGGCAUGGGCUUAUACUUCUUCUUAACCUACAAAUAUUUGUGGAGAGCCUCAUAUCGCCAUCAUUGAAGUCCUCUUCCUCAGCCACCAUCUUUGACACCAUCCCAAGUACGGUGGCUAUUGAUCCUGUUGUCAGCACCUCUGCUACCAACCCGAGCGCGUCUCCACUAAUCACUACUACCCCUACUGCCGCUGGGGGUGCUCGGGACAGAGAACGAGGCAAAAGGCCUCAUCCUGACGGUGGAGUCAACCUUGAGGAGGAACCUCUUAUAAGAAGGACCCGAGUCUCUGGGCCGAGUGCUCUCUUGCAUUGCCCAGUCAGAGCUCUUGCCCCCUCCGGGCCUGUUGCAGCUGGUGCCUCUGCUUCUGCUUCAGCUUCUCCUUCUCUUCCUGUUUUACCACCAUGGGCUCCUCGACUUUGUUCGAACCCACCGAAGCCGAGCACAUACUGUUCUACUGCUCCUCCUACAGCUUCCUCUAGGAUCACUACAGCUCCUCCUACUGUUCAACCUCUAACCGCUCUUCAUUCGUCAACUGUGGUAUGUCCCAUAGUCACUGCUGACGUUGGCCCCCAGCAGAAUGACUCUGUUAUUCAUCUUGAUUCCCCACCUCGUGAGGGUGAGAUGGCUGACGGGACCGAGGAGGCGGAUCAGCACAACCAGGAGGCUGUCGGUACUGAGGCAGCUAGCUAG